UUGGAUUUCAGUUCCGGGUUGAAGGUUACCAACGUGGUACCCGUGCAUCAACGUGUACACAUUCGUAAUGAAAGUUUAUGAUAUUUACCGACAAAACUAAGAAAGGGACAGAAACAAGAAUAAUGGGGGAGUUCAAAGUGCACAGAGUUCGGUUCUUUGACUAUAUGCCCAGCGGUAUCAGGGCCAUAGCUUUCAACCAGCAAACAGAGAUUAUGGCUGUUGCCAGACUCGAUGGUUCAGUGGAAAUCUUCAAUUUCUCUGACCACUUAUUUCAGGAAAAGGUCAUUCCGGGAAAAGAACAGCGGAGUAUUGAAGCCCUUUGUUGGGUUGGGGAAAGACUGUUUAGUGCUGGCUUGAGUGGAGAAAUAAUCGAGUUUGACUUGCACAACUUGAGACCUAAGCUCACCAUCGAUGCCUAUGGUGGACCCAUCUGGACCAUAACUGUCAAUCCUCAAGGAACACAUCUCGCGGUGGGAUGUGAAGAUGGCACAGUGAAGCUGUUUGAGGUUCUGGAGGACGGAAUUCAAUUUGAGCGAAACUUAGACAGAAAGAAAGGGCGCAUCUUGUCUCUGUGUUGGCAUCCAUCAGGCACUAAGAUUGCCGCUGGGAUGAUGGACAUGAUCUGCAUGUUUGACAUCAAGACUGGUCAUGCAAUCCACAGGUUGCUUGUUGACAAGGCGCGGGGUGCCCCAAAGAACCAGGAGUGUGUGGUAUGGAGUGUGGUCUACCUGGCAGACGACACAGUCAUCAGUGGCGACUCGGCCGGCAGGGUGAAGGUGUGGGACGCGCACACAGGCACGCUCAUCAAGAACCACGACGUCACCAAGUGGGACGUCCUGACACUCUCACUGUCACAGGAUGAGACCAGUCUUGUUGCUGGAACAUCAGAGGGAACCGUAGUCCAGUUCCAGUUCCUGUCCACAGCUCUGGGGCAGGAGGACAAGGAGUGGGUCAGGACUAGAACUUUCAAGAACCAUACGCAUGAUGUCAGGGCGGUGGCAGAAGCUGGGUCAGCCAUCAUUUCAGGAGGUAUGGACACCCAGCUGGUAGUGAGACCUCUCUUAGAGAAACAUGAUGUCAAGUCUCAGGCCUCUGCAUUACGCAAAGUCCAGUUCCCACACCGGCGGUUGGUGUCUUGUGCUAAGAAGGCUCAGCUCGUCUUGUUCCAGUAUCCCUCCCAUCUGGAGCUGUGGAGGCUAGGAGAGAGUGAAGGACAUGGAACUCCAGGUGAUAAGUUGCCAGUUCAGAGGAACCCAGAGAAACUUCUUCAGUUGAAGACCAAGGGAGAGGAGCAUAUCUGCUGUAGUGCGGUGUCCCCAUGCGGAGGAUGGCUGGCCUACUCGACCACUUCCAGUUUACGCCUGUACAAAGUACAGCAUGAGAACAACAACAUCAGCAUCACCAAGAUGUCUAAGCUCCCUAAAGUUCUGCACUGGGCCCACCAGCUGUGCUUCUCUGCAGACUCAUCCCAGCUGUUUGCUGCUUCGGCAAACUCCUCCGUCCAUGUGGUCUCCCUCAGUGCUAACAGCUGCAAACACAAACACACCUUUAAGCCCAAGACAGGUUCAACACAGCCCAUACAUCUACUCUCAGUUAGUGCGGAUGGUCAGUGGCUGGCCACAGCUAACAGUGACUGUGAAAUCCAUAUCUAUAGCCUGACCACACUCAAGAGCCACUGCAAAGUGCCUGUGUACAGGUCAGGGGUCAGCGCCAUGGCGAUUCACCCAACCACAAACAACCUGUUUAUGGCGCAUGCAGAUCAACAGGUGUUUGAGUUCUCCAUUGAGCAGAAGCAGUACACCGACUGGAGUCGGCAGGUGCAGAGGGUCGGGUUGCAUUUCAAAUGGCUGGAGCGGGACACGCCUGUCACCAGUGUGACCUUUAACCCCCGAAACCCUGCCCACAUCAUCCUGCAUGACAUGUACAUGUUCUGUGUCAUUGACCAAAGCCUGCCUCUUCCUCAAAAGUACAGCCAGCUCUAUAACCAGCUCACCCUAAAGAGUAUGCCGGAGCAGGAGAGACAGGAGCACUGCCACGCCUUCAAAGUCUGCAAACUCUUCCAGCCCCUGAUGUGUGUGGACAUGAUGGAGGAUCACUCCCUGGUGGUGGUAGAGCGCUCCCUGCUGGACAUCACGGCGAAACUCCCGGCGCCAGUCAAACAGAAGAAGUUUGCCACUUAAGAGAGUACCCCUGUGUGUGUGUGUGUGUGUGUAUGUGUUUGUGUGUGUAUGAGUAUUCCUGUGUGUGUGUUUGAGUGUAUACGAGUAUUCCUGUGUGUGUGUGUGUGUGAGAGAGAGUAUUCUUUUGUGUGAGCGUUUGUGUGGGUGAUUUCAGCCUUGCUUUGUAAUGAGUUUUACAUAGUAUACAGUAAUAAAUGACUUAUUUACUGUAAAAGUUA
This is a messenger RNA of Alosa alosa (allis shad), 2398 nucleotides long. It is a transcript of the gene utp4, whose product is annotated as UTP4 small subunit processome component. Gene Ontology annotation, molecular function: RNA binding; protein binding. The record is from RefSeq and is a predicted model, not a curated record. Gene Ontology annotation, biological process: maturation of SSU-rRNA from tricistronic rRNA transcript (SSU-rRNA, 5.8S rRNA, LSU-rRNA). NCBI's taxonomy places the organism in Eukaryota, Metazoa, Chordata, Actinopteri, Clupeiformes, Clupeidae. Gene Ontology annotation, cellular component: 90S preribosome; small-subunit processome; t-UTP complex.